AUAACAAAUUUUUAUUCAAAAAGUGUAAUUAGUAAUUUAAAAAAUCAUAAUUGUAUAUGCAAAUGUAAUUCUCUCCUUACAAUAUCCUACAUGAAUAUUUUCCUUAUAAAAUUUAUUUAUUUAUAUUUACUAAAAUGUGCAAUAUUGCAAAAAAAGGGUUUUAUUAUCAACAUUUUGAUUUAUCGUACAUUAUAUCACUUCUCUGUUCCUUACAAAUGAAACAAAGACAAUGUAAUGAAUAUUAAAAAGUUUCGUAAUUACGAGUCAUGUGGGAGAGUAAACGUAGAAUCGGGAAUGUGUGUAUUAGCAUUAUUGCCACUUGCGUUAAUAUAAUCUUGCUUAUGACAAUCGAAUCUAGCGCAGUCAAGUACGCACAAUAAAUAUGUUUAUCAAAAUUUGUUUCUUUGUUUCCCUAAUAAGCGCGAGUGUCAGUGUGUAUACGAAAAUCAGCAGUAAGACUAACAAUAUUACAUUCAAGUAUAUGAAAGGAGUUGAAGGGGAAAGCGAUUUACAUAACUGUGAACCAUACGAGGUAUGCAAUGUAGUUCAUGACCGAUUUUGGAUGCCUGGUUUGACGGAAAGACUUUGCCACUGUCCUAAUGGAAAAGAAUGUCCAUGGCAAUGGACGAAAACCUUUGAUAAUUCAACUAUGUUUCUCAAUAAUAAAUCUAUAUUAAAGUUUUGCACACAAUUAGUAGAUUUGGAGAUAUGCGCGCAUAAACAAAAAGCAGUAAUAGUCUAUGGGGAAGGCGAUACAAAUAAUAGUUAUAUAAUACCGUAUAAUGUAACAAUGAAUUGCUUAUGCCCGCAAACACAUUAUUGGAAGUUGCAAGAAUACACGUACGAGAAACAUGGUCUUGUUCAAAUAUUCAGAUGUGUCAAGAAAAGAAUGUGCGAGACUUUGGAGUUUUGCGGCUACAUACGAUCUGAUCUAUACUCAACAUAUUACAGAUGUACAUGCCCAGAAAAACAUUUAUGCGUUUUCAAGGAUAAGACACAGGUAAAUGUGCAAGAACUGCUCUAUUCUGGUCCUGCUUAUAUGGCUUAUUGUUACCGUUAUUAAAUAUACAAAGAUAUUGCAAUUUAACAUGAAUAUUUAAAAAAUGUUAAAAGUAUUUCUAACAUACAUUAUGUAUGUAU
Molecule: messenger RNA, 1140 nt
Organism: Monomorium pharaonis (pharaoh ant)
Lineage: Eukaryota; Metazoa; Arthropoda; Insecta; Hymenoptera; Formicidae
Product: kappa-scoloptoxin(11)-Ss1a
Exons: 4
Coding region: 383-1063 (226 amino acids)
Source: RefSeq, a predicted model, not a curated record